AUGAGAGGGUUAGGUAGAGCUUCCAACCUGGUUCUUGAAGGGUGUAAUUGGAAAGUGGGUAACGGAAAGUCAAUUGUUGCAGGGAGGGAUAAGUGGGUGAAUGGAGGUACUCCAGUUUUCAGUUCUAAUGUCACUCUUAGGCAAGCUAAGGAUUGGAAAGUACACCAUUUCUUGCUUCCUUCUGGGGAAGGCUGGAAUUUAGCAGAGAUCAAUUCUAGUUUUGAAUUCUUGGAUGCUCGGAGAAUUUUGAGUAUGGAACUUCCUUCUUCUAAUGCUGAGGAUUUCCUUUAUUGGAAAUACCAUAUAUCAGGUAAGCUUUCUGUUAAGUCUGCGUAUGCCAUGUUAGUUUUAGGAGAUUCUAGUGACUAUGGGUUGAAUUCAGAGUCCGUUUUCUAUAAAUCCUUAUGGUCUAUGAAGAUUCUUCCUAAAUGGAAAAUAUUCUUUUGGAAGCUCCUUCAUAAUGGGAUUGCUACUAAGGCUAAUUUAGGGAGGAGGGGUGUUCAGCUAUCAACGGUGUGUGACGAGUGUAAUGCAGGAGAUGAGGAUCUUCAGCAUCUUUUUCGGUUUCGCAAGUUUGCUCAGGAUGUUUGGAGGAGUGGUUCACUCGCUAUCCAUUCAAAUUUCAAUGAAGCCAUGUCUUUCCAAGAAUGGUUUCUGUUUUAUAUCCGACGAUUUCAAAGUCAGGAUGGUAAGAAUAGUCCGAGGUGUUUGUACUUUAUGAGUACUCUUUGGAUUUUAUGGUUGGUUAGGAAUAAUCGUGUUUUUAGAGGUCAAUCUACUUCUUCUUCGGCAAUGCAUAAUUGUAUCAAGUCAGGUUUGGAUCAAAUUUCAAUAUUGCACCAGCAUCCGUCACCUUAUUUAAGGUUUUUCCAUCCUCCUGAAGUGGAUCCGAUCUUUCCUCCGGGCUUUUCUAGGAUUAUCUUAUCAGGGAUUGAAGAUGGAAAUCCCACUACUAUAAUUGUGUCUGAUGGGUCUUGGUUUAAAAGCUCUAAGAUUGCUGGUAUGGGAUGGUAUUUGGAUAGGCAACAGGUUCCAAGUGAUCGAAUUUUAGGGGGUGCGCAGCCAGGUUUGACAAGUUCUGCUCUCCACUCUGAGGUUUUAGCUUGUUUAUUAAGUCUGCGGCGGGCGUCUCAAGCCGGGUUUAAUAGAGUCACAAUUUUUAUUGAUUCUCUACGUUUGGUCGAUUUACUGAGAUCGAUGGAGAUUGUGGAUAUCAACCUCAUCUGGACGCUUGCGGAAAUCCAAAGAAUUGGAAAGACCUUUCUAUGGUGCUGUAUUAACAAGGUUGAUAGGCAGAGAGUUCAUCAGGCGCACAAGCUUGCAAAGGCAGCUUCUACUUUAUGUUUGUCGUUUUGUAAUUUACCUUAA
This is a messenger RNA of Spinacia oleracea (spinach), 1368 nucleotides long. RefSeq lists its product as uncharacterized. The record is from RefSeq and is a predicted model, not a curated record. NCBI's taxonomy places the organism in Eukaryota, Viridiplantae, Streptophyta, Magnoliopsida, Caryophyllales, Amaranthaceae. Gene Ontology annotation, molecular function: RNA-DNA hybrid ribonuclease activity; nucleic acid binding. Bases 1 to 1368 code for a protein of 455 amino acids. The transcript has a single exon.